UUCAUAAAUAUAAACUUCAAUGCAAAAUUCAAACCAUAAAAUACAUUUUUGUAUGUUUUAUUCUAAUUUAUAAACAAGUAAAAACAAAAAUUUUAUUUUUGCACUUCUUGCUGUAUUAAAUGAAAACUAAAAUUCUUAUAAAAUAAUAUAAGUAUACAAAAAAAUGCACUCAAUAAAUUCGUGUCGAAUUUGUCUAAAGGCAGACGACGGAUCCGAUAUGGAGUUGCCCUUUGAUGAAAUAUUUGAAGAAAGUGUUUUGUUUAACAAAAUUGAAAUUUGUGGAGGAAUAAAGUUGGAACUACGAGAUGGUCUUCCUAAAAAAAUAUGCAGCAAAUGCGUAACAUCGCUUAACAUUUCCUACGAAUUUCGCGACAUUUGUCAGACCAACGAUUUAAAGCUUAAACAAAUGUUAGCUGAUGAAGAGCUUGAAAUAAAAGAUGAACCACAUUUUGAGUAUGUUCAAGAGUUAGGAACUCUCGAAGAACUACUUUUAUCUGAACGUUCAAAUCAUUCCGCCGACAGUGACGAUGCAUCAAGUUCGAAAGAAAAAAAAGUCAAAAAGAAAAGAGUCCGACAACCAACGAAUAAAAAGAAAAAAGAAAAAGCCUUUCCUUCGCGAAAAGUUGGAAGACCUAGAACGAAAGACAGUCAAAUCUGUGAACUUUGUGGAAAUGUUUAUCCAACAGUUUACCAGUUGACAAUGCAUCGCAGAAGACACGACUCGGAAAAACCAUUUAGUUGCGAAAUAUGUCAAAAGAAAUUCGCAAAUCAACAAGAAACUAAUAGACACAUGAGAGUACACACUGGAGCUCGACCAUUUAAGUGCAAAUAUUGCGAUAGGACUUUUGGUGAUCGCAGCACGAAUAUUAAACAUGAACGUAUACACACAAAUGAGAGACCAUUCAAAUGCGAAACUUGCGGGAAAUCUUUUACUUAUUCGAAUGUAUUGAAAAAUCAUAUGCUGACACACACAGGCGAAAAGCGUUUUGAGUGUGACGUUUGUGACAAAAAGUUUUCCAGAGUAUGCGAGUUAAAACAACAUCUGGCAACAAUUACCCAUAAACAGAGAGAAGCAAAACUGAAUUUCCCCAUCAAACAAGAUGAAAGCUUUAGUAUUACUCAACUAACUAAUUGAAUAUUUUAAUUUAAUUAAAUUACAAUACCAUUGACAACAAAAUAACAUGAAAGGUCAGCAGUAAUUCUUCGGGCAUGCCUUGAAUAAGGCUACUGAGUGUCCCCAACCGUGUUCGAUAGGAUUCAUGCCGAUUUCCAUUUUUUUGCAAGUACUGGGCGACGUGUGGUCUAGCAUUGUUCUGAAUCCACAAGAAGUUUUCACCAAUCAACGGUACGAAUGCAACCACAUACUUCCAUAGAUAAUUGCUGAUGUAGUAGCUACAAUAAUUGUCCGAUAACAAUCCAUCUAAAAGCGUGAAUUAGGUUUAAGUCGUAACAGCUUUUUAAAAACUCGGACUUAAAAAAAUAUUUUGGAGGUGAACCGACAACAAAACUGAUUGAUUACGAUGGAUGUGCAAAUGAACAUAAUAUGUAGUUAAUAGUUAGUUAGAACUGUAAAGAAAUGUCAGUGAAAUUUUUCUUCCCGAGCGAGUGCCCCACCACAAAAAUUGAACUGAAAUAAAUUAUAAAUAAUAUCUUCUGAAAAUUUGAUUCCAAAGACCAAAAUCCAAUUUUCGAGGGGAUCAACAAUUUUCCAAAGAAAAUUUUCAUUCACGAUAGCAAUGAUUAAAAGCUUCCUCAGAUCCGUCAUACAAGACACUUUUACAGCAUAAGGAUCAAUAAAAAAUUGAGCUUUUUUUU
Messenger RNA from Episyrphus balteatus (marmalade hoverfly), 1815 nucleotides. RefSeq names its product transcription factor Ouib-like. Gene Ontology annotation, cellular component: nucleus. Bases 164 to 1135 code for a protein of 323 amino acids. The record is from RefSeq and is a predicted model, not a curated record. Gene Ontology annotation, molecular function: RNA polymerase II cis-regulatory region sequence-specific DNA binding; zinc ion binding; DNA-binding transcription factor activity, RNA polymerase II-specific. NCBI's taxonomy places the organism in Eukaryota, Metazoa, Arthropoda, Insecta, Diptera, Syrphidae. The transcript is spliced from 7 exons. Gene Ontology annotation, biological process: regulation of transcription by RNA polymerase II.